CAGGCCAUCAUGGCCUCAGGUUAGUGAACGAGGUCACAUAUGGUUUUGGAAUGGACCAUGAAGUGACGGCUGCUUUCCCAGCAUGCAUUGCGGCGGCACAAUCCCGUUAAUUAUCGCGUUGCUGUUACAUUUUCGCUUUAUUACUUUAUUAACUGUGAAUACGGAGUGCUUAAACAGAACAGAUUUACACGGUGCUCACUGGUCAGAAGGGCAGUCUUUGUGAUUAAGUGUCCCUCCCUGCCGUUACAUAAGAAAUUUCUUAAGAAAGUCUUGUUUCAGUUGGAGAACCUUUUCUGCUUCUGAUGUACAGUACUAUUAUUAAUUUGAGCUGUGUAGUUCGCUGAGUCCACAUGUAAUGACAGUUAAAGCGACAUCCAUUGUGUCGCACGAUCAUAUUUUCCAUUUCACGCGUGAAUAAGUUCUACAUCUAGCGAAUAAGCGCAAGAAAUCCUCCCUGUUCGCCAAAUACAGGACAAAGACUAGGCUUGAAAGUUGAAAGUAACCUCACAUACAAUAAUUUGCGUAUCAUCCUCCACGACCACGUGUAUGUGUGGAUGUUUAAAAAAUAAAACAAUAACUCUGCAGACAAGUUACUGACACCAAGAAAGGCGGGGGGUCAAUAAUCUUUGUUACAUGUUAAAUAAUAUGCAUCGCGAGAAUGGCUUUCUUUGCAGCAGCGAGCGGAGGCUGUUCUGCAUUACGAGUUGAGUCCUCCUCUUUUCCCCCGUGUGUUAAACGAGGCCAAGAGCUGCGAUGAAACAAUGGACCGGUAGCACAAGAAGUGCAGAGGAGCGCUGUUCCCCUGCUGUCACACACAACUGUGCCGGGCGACCGAAGCUGCGGUACCGUCCGCCCGUUUCCCCCUCGUCCGAGUCUCUGCUUCGUUCACUCGAGCUGCCUGUUUCUGCCUUGAGCCUCCCACACAGUCGCGCUCCGCAGAUGUCCGCCUUCUGCCUCCUCGCCCUGCUUGCGCUGCCGACCGCCUGGGCUCAGCAGCUGCUGCCUGGAUCUUGCAACUUCGAGCACAAUACAUGUGGCUACUCGUCCGAUCCAGCGUAUGCCAGAUGGACCAUAAACGAAGAAGGUCGUUUUAUCACUGUGGACACAUCUUUCAUGGAUGGACAGGAGAAAGCUUUUCUGUUGAGCCCAGAACUGGACCUGGUGGACUGGAGCUGCUUGAGGCUGGUUUACCAGAUCACUGGAACAGGCUCCUUGCAGGUGCACCUGCGCCCUGAGGACGAGAGCUUUGAUUAUACCCUGUGGACUGCCAGUAAGCCUUCUGACAGCUGGCUGAUUGGCAGUGUUGACCUCCGGAAUGCGUCUAAUUCCUAUAAGAUUUUAAUAGAAGGCCGACCUAGUAAAGAAGCUGGAAGCAGCGUGGCCAUUUUUGAAAUUCAUGUGGUACCUGGCUACUGCAUAGAGUGUAACUUCGAGGAGCACCACCUGUGUGGCUACAGUAACCACUGGAACCCCAAUGUAAACUGGUAUGUGGGAGGCAGCAUCGCCCGGGACCCACGGUCCAACCUGCCUGAUGAUCACACCCUGAGUAAUGAGGGAGCAGGUCACUACAUGUAUGCAGAUUCCGUUUAUGCUAAAAAAUUCCAGGAAGUUGCCAAACUCUCGUCACCUAUGACAACCACACCAAUGGAAGGAUGCUUAUCCUUCUACUACCAGCGAGACCAGGCACGAGGAAACAUAUUCUCAGUCUUCACCAAAGAUCAGCUUGGUCAUUAUGAGGAAAUUUGGAGGCCAGAGGCCUAUGCUGCUUCAACAUGGAGAUUAGUACAAGUUGACAUCAAAGCCCCCCAUCCCCUCGAGGUCACUUUUGAAGCAGCCUUCAACAGUCCCCGUGGAGGUUAUGUGGCUUUGGAUGACAUUUCUUUCUCCCCAGAGUUCUGCCACACAGAAACAGAGCCGAUGUUUGACCCUUCCACUGCAAGCUGUGACUUUGAGGAUGGAUUUUGUCAGUACUACCAGGAACGUGCCGAAGGAUCAGUAUGGAACAGAGUGUCAGUGAAGCCCAAUGCCUACAGGCUUGGAGAUCAUACCACAGGUUCAGGCUCCUUCCUAUUGGCUAAUACCCGCUUCACCUCCAGACCUGGCUACGUGGGCCGCCUCCAUGGACCAUUCAUGCCUGGGAACCUGAAAUAUUGCCUAAGGUUUUACUACGCCCUGCAUGGUUUUGUCAAAAUAGACAACGCCCUGUCGGUCUACAUCUAUGACGAGAACAACAUAGCCCAGGAGAAGAUCUGGACUGUAUCUGCAAGCGCAAAAGAUAUCUGGUUUGAAGUGGAUAUCACCUUCCAGAAGCCCAUGCCCACCAAGGUGGUGUUCGUCAGUAUAUGUAAGAACUUCUGGGACUGUGGACUGGUGGCUCUUGAUGACAUCACUGUGGCACUAGGGGACUGCCGUAUCGCAGCCGGUCUGCAGCAGUCCCUUACCAGGCAGUGCAGCUUCGAGGUGGACGACUGUGGCUAUACUCAGGACAGGGAGAGCGACGCGAGCGACUGGGUGCGCAUGCGAGGCCAUACGCCCACCUCGUACACUGGUCCGAGGGGGGACCACACCACAGGGGUAGGCUACUUCAUGUACAUAGAGGCCUCCCAUAUGCUCCCUGGUCAUUCGGCCCGGCUGCUCUCCACCGAGCUGCGCGGAUCCACUGGGCCCCAGUGCCUCGUUUUCUUCUACCACAUGCACGGGUCUGGGACGGGCCUGCUGAAUGUCUUCCUGCGGAGGGUGGACAGAGAAUACGACGCGUUGCUCUGGAGACGCAGAGGAGAGCACAGCAUAUCCUGGAUGAAGGGCAUGGUCGAGUAUACAUGUAAAACGAGACACCAAAUUCUGUUUGAGGCCAUUAGAGGACCAUCAAUAAGAAGCGAUAUUGCGAUCGAUGACAUAAUAUUUAAAAAGGGGCCUUGCAAAAACACAGGCGCUGUGGACAACAUUCCGUACUCCGGCUUCUCCGAGAACUUGAACGAGGUUGAGUACUGAGCGUGCUGCUGCUCUCGACGUGUCUGCAUGGAGGGGGUGGAGAUGAAAGAGUUGCACACUAAAGUUAAAUAGAGUAAAGCAGUAAUUAUGUUUAUGUUUAUGUAUGGAGUCUCGUGGGUGGACGGAGACGUUUUUAUUACAAGCCAACUCAGACAGAGAGUAUCCAACAGUGCACUGGGGUGGGGUCUCGAGGAAGAUGCGGCCAUUUGAAACAUCCCAAAACUCUCUGUUUGGUGCUUUAUAUUCUAGGGAAAACAUCAUUUUACGAUUAAGGGAAACAAUUUAGGGUGGAGAAAGGUCUGCUGAAGGAUCGCAUGCUUUUCAUUGGGUUAUAGAAGAAUCAGCCAGCUUUCCUCCCACUCAUACCGGAGACUCAUAGUAUGCAAGAAUCGAUUUGGGGUCAGUAGUUCCCUGAUUUCUUUCUUAGAUCUUCUUCUGUCAGCAUGGAUUCCUCUAACGUUGCAACGUUGCAACGAUGCCAUAGUUCCCUGACUUGAGCAGUUCUCCACUCCCUUCAAAAAAGCCGUGAUUGGGGUUUUCCUGGUUUUUAUACACAAUGUCAAACCACCAGAAUUCCGUAUCUCAAAUGACUGAGUAAGGACUGUAUUUAUGCUUUGGUGGAUGGAGACCCUUGUAUGAGAUGUGUUCUUCUCUAACGCAGGAUUCCUUUGAGUUCAGAUAUUGUUGGCUCCCUCUUGUGGCCAGAGAUCCACAUUGCAGGUAAAGCCCAAGCACUGUACAUGUGCUAUGGGAGCAGCACAGAAAACAAUAAACAGUUAACCAAUUAAACAGUUAAUCAAACAUCAGUUUAGAAAGAGCACUGCCUUUAUCACUGACUCUCCUGCAUCUGAUUGCAUUAAUUAUGAAUACAGUGUUUCUGUAGAGUUUCCAUAAUUUCAGUCAAGACCUGCCCAGUUGUGACCAGGGAUGUAUGGCCAGUCUUAAAGGUUUUAAUCUUGUGGAUUAAUUCUUAGUGAAAAGUGAUCAUUUCAGAUCACUUUGAAGUAUUGAUAGGUUGACAAGUUAAGCUGCAAGGACAGCAAAUGCUUGUGGGUCAAGGCUAAGUUAUUGAUUAGCUCAACCUCUUUUAAGCAUUAUAGAAGCAGGUAGAAUACUCUGCUACCAGAAGGUUACCAGUUUGCCCCAUGUGUGGCCCCAUUAUAAUACCUUUGAGUAACUUACAUAUCAUGCAUUCCUCCACUGGCUAGAUAUUAAGGUUGGCUAUGCAGCUUUAAUUUCUGCAAUCGCAGUAAACCGAGAGCAGGCACAAAGUAACGUGGAAAGAAACAGAAAUAUCUGUAAGUGGACACAUGGGGUUACUGUGGGUAAUGAGUUUUUUUGUAAUCAAGAAUUUGACAAGAUGACAGUUUGUCUUCAACAUUUUGAGGUAUAUGUAGAAUAUUCUGCACGUUUACAGCACAGAUAUUUUACCGACAAUGUGCUGAUGCUUGAUUUGCGAUAAAUAACCCUGCUACCCUUUACAAGAUCAGCCAGUUUGUACAAUUUCACAACGGAUCUACAGUGUGCAUCAUCUUAACCCACUGUGUUCUAGCAGUAGUAAGAAAAUUCUUACCCAUACAUUUAUUUUGUUUUGAUUUUCUUCUUUAUUUUAGCCAACAUAUACUGCAGUUUGUAGGAUUCCUAUUUAAUAAAAGUUAAAUAUUGUGGUCCA
Messenger RNA from Scleropages formosus (Asian bonytongue), 4663 nucleotides. It is a transcript of the gene mamdc2a, whose product is annotated as MAM domain containing 2a. NCBI's taxonomy places the organism in Eukaryota, Metazoa, Chordata, Actinopteri, Osteoglossiformes, Osteoglossidae. Gene Ontology annotation, cellular component: membrane. The record is from RefSeq and is a predicted model, not a curated record. Bases 754 to 2991 code for a protein of 745 amino acids. The transcript is spliced from 14 exons.